AUGAAUAACGAGACCGCCGCCACUGCAGUCCAUGAAGCCGAAGAAGAUCAUUGUGUGCUACCAGCUAUUACGAUGGAGAGCGAUGCCAUCGCCAAGGUCGAUAAGGCCCCAGAUCAUGGGAACUCUGGUAAGCUUUCUGAGAUCCCUACUAAGAUUGACUCUGGUGAGCUCUCUGGGACGGAAAAUCGCAACACUACAGACCUCGAAGCGCAAGAGGAGAAUUAUCCUAGUUAUGCUCUCGAAGCGCCACAAUGGCGGGCCGGGGAUUUCCUGAAAUCUGGAGCUUCUGAAGUUGUUCAAGGUUUCUCUGAGGAUGAAGCGUCCAAUUUGGAUGAAAUACAAGACUCGCAGGCCUAUCCUCACACAGAUGGAUUGGACUAUUGGAAUGGAAGCCAAUCAAUUCCUGAUGAACUCGAAGCCUUGGCGGAAUGGACUUAUACUGAAACCGCGACUGGCGAUAUCAAUUCCGUUGUCCACGGCGCCGACCUGCCAACUGGAAUUGCGAAUAUAUCUGUGCCCGCAAAUUCCUAUGAAGAGCAUUUCAAUCAUUUUUGUGAUGGUGAACUUCCUGGAAGUGAUGAUGAGAAUGAAAGCAGGGGUCUUCAAAUUCCUCUCUGUGCCUCAACGGUUUCGGCUGAAAUCAGUCAAAAGGACGGUUAUUCCAAGCACAACACAUCGGCUAAAUUACCUGUCAAGAAGGCGGCAGCGAGUGGCCAUCGAGCAACUCGGAAACGAUAUCACCAUCAAAAUCAGAGCAAUGUUCCAGAGAAGGACAUUAAUAUAUCUGAGCGAGAGAUGACCCGAUCUAAGGAGUUAGGAUUGCGCAGAUUAAUCGGAUACAACGAGCUCACAGCUUUGUUUUACCAGCCAAUCGAUGACUGCGGAAACAUCAGCUCUGUUUCAACCAUCGAGAAAAAGCCUCGCAAGGCAAUCAAGGAGGCGCCGCUGCAGAGACUGGAAUAUUUGCUUUCAAUCGGAUCGGCUAUCCAAGCUGCCCAGAAGCAUGCGAAUCAACCCGUAGUCCCCACCUCCGAGAGUCUGGACAAGGAAAAAGCCCUCAAAGAAAUCGCCAACAGGAUUAUUGAAAAAAAUCCCUCAUUCAACCCCCGGGACGUCAAGAAAGACAUUUCGAAUUUGCUUACGGCUUCGAGGAUGUUUCAACAUCCUCCAAAGAUGGACGGGGCAAGGGGAUGGACAAUGUACGGGAUGAAACGGAAUCUUUUGAACCACCAGCUUGAUGGAGCUGGAUGGAUGUGUGAUCGAGAAAAGGAAGGCACUGUCCCCCGCGGAGGAAUGCUGUGCGACAUGAUGGGACUUGGAAAGACGCAUACCACGCUCUCUUGUAUUCUUGAUGAUUCUCUCGGUAAUCUACCUGGGCAGAUGGCUCCUACUCUUGUCAUUAUUCCAGGAAGCGCCCGCGGUCACUGGCAUCGCCAAAUUUCCCUGGGCUUCAAUACCGGUGCACUGGGGUCCAUCUGGGAUUGGAAUGUUCGCAUGGCUCAGAUUUAUGUGAGCAACAUCAAUGGCUUCAAACAGCACGGCAUAGUACUGGCAACAUACGAUGACGUGCGGACUUCAUAUCCAUUAUCCCGAAUGCCAAAGUCUCUGCAGGCCAACGAAGAAAAAGCUGAAUGGUGGAGAAACAACUUUGAGAGCCAAUUGGGACUAAUGCACAAGAUCAAUUGGCACCGCAUCGUUCUGGACGAAGCGCAAGCAAUCCGAAACACGAGUGUGACUUCAGCAGCUGUUCGGGCCCUUACCGGAGAAAGGAAAUGGAUCUUGACGGGAACGCCUUUGUAUAACAGGAAGGAAGACUUGCAGCCAUAUUUCAGCUUUCUUGGGGUUCCGAACUGCGAACUCCAGAAGAGCUUCCAGGAUCAGUUCAGCAGGGGACAUGAAGGCAUAGCUAACCUUCAGAAAGUUCUCGAGCCGCUCUACCGCCGAAGAACAUUCGAAAGCACAUGCUUCUGUCUCCCAAUUGUUCGCAUGCCGAACGCCAAGGAAGAGCUGAUAGAGGUUGAAUUCUGCAAAGUUGAGAAAGUCAUUUAUGAUGAAAUCCUUAACAAGCAAGUUGAUAAGUUCAAUGGCAAGUCAAAGAUCUUUACACUUCCCGGUAGCAGUUCAUCCAAAACGAUGAUCUCCCCAGAGCAAACGACAUGCAUUCUUGAAACAAUCGUACACCUGCGCCAAGUCUCCAGUCACUUUCUUACUGCUUUCAAGGCGGUGAAGCCCCUGUUAGGCGCCAUCGAGUCCGCCUUGGAAGAUGAGGCUGCCGGGACAGGUGACGCAUCAGACCGUGAUUCGAAAGAGCUCUGGGGCUUUAUCGAGCUUCUCAAAGGCCGCUCUUCUUCUGACACGGCUUAUUUGGAAGAUUUGCCUUGGACAAAACUCGAGCGCAAGGUCUUCGAAGAUCGCAUCGCUCUGAAGCGUGCAAUCAGGGAACAGGCACGUCGCUUGGCUGUUGCAGAGCGCUGGGAUGAGUAUGACUCGAUUGUUGCUAAAGACCAGAAUGGCGCCGCCGGAUCGCGAAGAAAAGUCUGCAUGAAGUGUAGAGCAGAAAUUGCCGAUGCCGUUGAUUUCCAUCCCUUUGGAUCUUUGCUUGCAGGUACAGCGCCCCCAGCGUCAGAUCUAUGGCCCGGAAGGAAGCGAAAACGCGGUAGCACAGGUAGAAGCUCCAUGAACAAGGCCUCAAAGGGCAACCCAAUGUUCAACCGGAAUGAGAAAGAGAAUGAUUCUGAAGAUUCUGAAGAUCCAACUACUGAUGAUUGGAUCCCACUCAUCGAAGAAUACCAUCUUGGCGCUACCUGGCUAGGUUCAAAGAUGACCAAGGUCAGGGAUAUCAUUCGGAAGUGGCUUUUAGAGGAUAAAGAUACUAAGAUCGUUAUAUUCUCUCACUUUCUGACCUCUUUGCGCAUUCUCGAAUUGAUCUGUCAGGAGGAGAAGUGGAGGUACCAAAAGGCAUGUAUCCGAAAAGAUGCCAUAAUCGCAUUCGCUGGCGCUACUGGAGGAGCGUCCAUUGAUCUCACGGCUGCGAACAAAUGCAUCGUGCUAGAUGGAUGGUGGAACAUGGCACACGAUGAGCAGGCCUUCUGCCGGCUGCUACGCAUCGGACAAGAUCGUGAUGUGGAAGUUCUCAGAAUAAUCGCUGCCGGUACGCUCGAUGGUCAAGACUCCAUCGACAAACAAAUGCACGACAUGCAAAAAGCCAAGAUGAAUGAAAUUUUUAAAGUCAUGGGUGUAGCUGCAUUCAAGAAUGUGGGUGCAGCCAAGAGCUUUCUUCGCAAUAUGGGGCAUCUCAUCAAUGACAAGAGGGGCCAUAUCACACUGGUCCGGCGCGAUCGCCAAAGAUGGCGCGGUAGACCUGAGGGACCGCUUUACUGA
Molecule: messenger RNA, 3381 nt
Organism: Penicillium maclennaniae
Lineage: Eukaryota; Fungi; Ascomycota; Eurotiomycetes; Eurotiales; Aspergillaceae
Product: putative SNF2 family helicase
Exons: 14
Coding region: 1-3381 (1126 amino acids)
Molecular function (GO): ATP-dependent chromatin remodeler activity; ATP binding
Source: RefSeq, a predicted model, not a curated record